Molecule: messenger RNA, 1077 nt
Organism: Lodderomyces elongisporus
Lineage: Eukaryota; Fungi; Ascomycota; Pichiomycetes; Serinales; Debaryomycetaceae
Gene: TFB3
Product: TFIIH/NER complex subunit
Exons: 2
Coding region: 1-1077 (358 amino acids)
Biological process (GO): regulation of transcription by RNA polymerase II; nucleotide-excision repair; positive regulation of cyclin-dependent protein serine/threonine kinase activity
Cellular component (GO): transcription factor TFIIH holo complex
Molecular function (GO): cyclin-dependent protein serine/threonine kinase activator activity
Source: RefSeq, a predicted model, not a curated record
AUGUUGCAAGUAAACGAAGAUCAACUCAAGGAUAUGUGUCCGAUAUGUAAGACGGACAAGUAUCUUUCACCAAACAUGAAGUUUCUUGUUAAUCCGGAAUGUUACCACAAAAUAUGCGAAUCUUGUGUGGACCGAAUAUUCUCUUUGGGACCAGCUCCAUGUCCGUACCCGAAAUGCGGCAAGAUUCUUCGAAAGAACAAAUUCAAGCAACAGAUCUUUGAAGAUUUGGUGAUUGAAAAGGAGAUUGAUAUACGGCGAAGAGUUGGGGCAAUAUAUAACAAGACUGAAGAGGAUUUCUCUGAUUUGAAGGAGUUUAAUAGUUAUUUGGAAAACAUUGAAGAAAUUGUGUUUAAACUAAGCAACGGGGUCGAUGUUGAAAAGACAGAAGAGGAAUUAAGCAAGUACGAAGAGGAACAUAGGUUGGAAAUUUUAGAAAAGAAUAUGCGAGAGUCGCAAAAGAAUGCUGACUUGGCCAAGUACCAGGAUGCAAUGGAGCAAUUGAAGCAAGAGAAAUUGAGGAUUCAGAAAAAGAUGGAACAAGAAGAUUUAGAGUUCAAGAGGUUGCAGCAACAGGAGUUGUUGGAAAAGAUGACGAAUAGUUCAAUGAGCAGUGACGAGUUGAUUAAACUCCAGCAAGAACGACUAAACAAACGUGACAUACAACGUAAGAAACAAUUGCAGAAUAUAAAUAGCCAGCUUGAACAACGGUUUAACGUUACCAAUCCACUCAGCAAGCCAGUUGCUGAUAACCUGAAAGCUACACCAUUUACGCCAUUUAAUGGAGAUAGGGACUUGAAGAGGAAAUACAGCUUAUUGAGUAUUCCUACAUCAGUUGACGAGUAUAUGCACAUCGAGAACAAUUCGAAAGACAGCUAUUAUGAUCCAUACGUGUUUGAUUUGGCCAAGAGGAAAGAGUAUUUGGGAGCAGGCUGGAGAUUAACCAACGUGUUUGAACGAGCUCUUGACGAAGCAUUCUGUGGCUUGGGAUGCAACAUUGAAGCAGAGAAAAAGAAGGAAGGAAGAGCUAAGGAAAAAGAAAAAAGAAAAGAAAAGGAAAGCAACUUGUUAAUGGUAUAA